This is a messenger RNA of Styela clava, 402 nucleotides long. The record is from RefSeq and is a predicted model, not a curated record. NCBI's taxonomy places the organism in Eukaryota, Metazoa, Chordata, Ascidiacea, Stolidobranchia, Styelidae.
AUGCACGAACGUCGACAAAUUCCACUUGAUGUUGAACAUAGCGAACUUGUUCAGAACCUGAAGAAAAAAAUUCAAGAAAGGGAAGGAUUUUCCGUUGAUCAGCAAGUGCUUAUGUUUAAUGGGAGAGAAAUCAACGGGAGAUUGAAUCAUAGUGAAGUUGGAGACGGAUCAACUCUGCACUUGUAUUUCAAAAAAGUUCAAAUAUUUGUCAGAGAUUUUGAAGGCAGAUCACAUACGUUCGAAGUACAUCUGACCGACAAAGUUCAAGAUUUCAAAAAGCAAGUCGAAAGGAAAAUUGGUGUCACAGCAAGCCAGCAACGUUUAGAAUACGCUGGGCGGCAGCUAAUGGAUGGCCAAAGACUCCUAGAUAUGGCAUUCAACAAAAUUCAACAUUGGAGCUGA